Messenger RNA from Zootoca vivipara (common lizard), 13161 nucleotides. Its product is annotated as dipeptidase 2. Gene Ontology annotation, biological process: proteolysis. Lineage: Eukaryota; Metazoa; Chordata; Lepidosauria; Squamata; Lacertidae. The record is from RefSeq and is a predicted model, not a curated record. Gene Ontology annotation, molecular function: metallodipeptidase activity.
AACAAAACCCAAAUAGCAUGUUUUGUUUUUCAAAGCUGCCAUUGCACAUUACGGUGGUUUGGUUGCCAAUGAUGGUUCUGCUAUAUGGUUGUAAUUGUUUGUACUUGCUACACAGUAGUGCAGUGUGUUUCCACUUGAUGGGUGGAAGGGCACCAAGAGUCUGGCUUCAAAGGAUAGGACUAUACAUGUGUGACAGUGGCAGAUUUCUCCUAACAGGCACGUUUCUAUGCAAUUUUGUCUAAGAGGCACAUUUUUGCAAAGCAACUCCCCUAAUAUAAUAGAUAGUAAAAAUGUUAUUUGCAUAUACGUGUGUGUGUGCACUCUCUCACACACAAUUUACACUAGUACAUGAAUUUGGAAACUGCAGUGCAAAAUUCAGAGAAGUGGGGAUUUCAAAGUACGGCUGUGUUUUGGUUCACAUUAUGUUUUGAGAAGUGUGAGUUGGGUAGGUUUGCCUUUAAAUGCACACUGAAUUGACUUUCUCCCCUAUUCCUAAGUUGAGAUUCUGUCUAGGGACUCUAGAGGUGAGUUGUGUAUGUGGCAAUUGGGUUUUUCAGGUUAGUUUUUUUGUCUGCCUGCCUGCCUGCCUGCCUACCUGUUUUUUUCUGAGCAGCCUCUGGCUAGAUGGUCUGCUUUGGUUUACAGCCGCUGCCUGUGUUCUCCUGCCCCUGGGGGAGUUUCAUAGGGAGUUCUCUGCUAUGGCACCCCAUCUUGCAUCAUUGCCCCAGUGAUGCUGAGGAGCAUCAUAGCCCACCCAUUUGAGGCUUCAGUUUGAGUGUUCAGGGCUGGCACUGCCAUUAGGCAGAGGUGGUGGGAAGCAGCUUCAAGGUGUUUAAGGACAGCGUUGUGUGUGCCACAUAACAUGUCCCAUAUCCCUCAAGGCAGUGGUUCUCAAAGGGUGUGGCAUGCCACACUGGCAUGGCAAGAGAGGAUGGUAAGCGUGGCAGGAAGAUUCAAGGACCAUUAAGGAAACAUUUAAAUAUUUCAUUUGUGUUGAUGAGGAGUUGCGAGUUUCUUUGUCUCAAUUUUGAAAUGAGAUUACCCAGCAAAAACAAGCUCACACUUCUCAUUAAGUUGGUAUAAAUACUGAAGGUACACAUGCAAGAGACUCGUUUCUAAUUAUAUUUUGGGAAUGAUUUGUGUUCUUGUAGCUGCAUUGUUUUAUACUUUCUGGGUGUCCCAAGUUCGUAGUUGUUCGUAGUUCGUAGUCCCAUGUAACGUAGUUGUGUCCUAUGUUAUAAAUCAAGCACUGCUAGAAGUUGUCCCCCCCCCCAUUGUAUUUCCUAUUUUUUUAAAAUAUCAGUGUGGUUCAAGCAAUUUUUUUUAUUCUGAAAGUGUGUCCCAGAGAAAAAAGUUUGAGAACCACUGCCCUAAGCUAACCUACUGUUUUCAGCUGUGGGGGAGGAUGCUAAGCCAUUACCAAAUGUAACCAAAGAGAAUCUAGAGACUGAACGAAGUUUACCACACAGGGAUCUACUGCUGGGGAGAAGAAUGAAAGCAGAUUUUAGACAUAAUUCCUGGAACUGUAGCAAAGGAAAAAUAUUCUGGACAAUAAUGUUGAAAACAGCACAGGGAAUUACAGGAUAUGCUUUUACCCGAAAAUCCUUUAAAAAUGCUUCUUGGAAUGUUCCAGUUUGCAGUUAAAUAUGUUGAUCUUCAACCAAUACAAACUCUGCUGGUGACAGCAAAACUUUGUAUUUGCCCAAUUUUGGAAAUGUAAAAAAAUACUCCAACAAUUACACAAUUGCUAAAGAAAACCUGGGAAACAGCCUUGCAGAGAAAGCAAUCAUAUAAUAGAAAAACAACAACAGAAUAAUUACCAAAGCAAGUGUCUUGACCAAUGUUUAUACAUUUCUGGAAAGACAAUGUGGCAGAUAAUAACCUCCUUAUUUACAUUAAUGUAAUUAUCUAUCUGCGCUCUCCCUUCUCUUCGUAAUGCUUUUUUUCCUAUUCACAUUUUCUCUUCACUUUAUUACUGCAUAUCUAUCGUAAAAUUAAUAAAAAAUAUUAAUUUGAAAAGUCAUAGAGAAUACUGAGAACUGCAGUUUGUUAAGGGCUCAGUGAAUUGAAUCUCUGCGAGGCCAGCACUGUUAACCAACUACAGUUCUCCGGAUUCUUCGGGGAAGCUGUAACUGUUAAGAAGAGUGCUUUAAAUGUAUGACAUGGAUGCAACCCUAGUCCAGCUAGCUAAGCACAACUGGCUCUCUUAUAAGUUUCCAUGAUAGUCCAACAUCCUAUUUCAUUGCCAGAAGCUUUAUUAUCUUUCCCUCCCUGUAAUACGGGUGAGAGACCUGAUACUAAGCAAGUUGAGCAACUCCUAAUCUUUCUCCUGCCAGCUGUCAUCAUAUCAGGCACUGUUGCUGGCAGAAGUGCUGUGCGUUCAGGGUUUUUUCCUGAUAUGACGUGAUAGAAAUUCACAAAAUUAUGCAAAGCAUGAAGAAACUUUUUCUCCUUCCCUCGUAACACCAGAGCUCAGAGGUAUCCAAGGAAGGGGGAUGUUGGAAGAUUUGGGACAGACAAAAGGAAGUACUUCUUCACACAGUGCAUAAUUAAACUAUGGAACUCACUUCCCCAGGAGGCAGUGAUGGCUAUCCAUUUGGAUGCUAAUGGAAGAGGAUUAGGGUAAUUCAUGGAGGGCAAAGAUUUCAGUGACUGCUAGCUAGGAUGGCCCUGCUAUACCUCCACUAUUAAGGCGUUAUGCCUCUGAAUACCAGUUGCCGGGAACUACAGGUGGGCAGAGGGCUGUUGUGCUCAGGCUCUGCAUUCAGGCUUCCCACAUGCAUCUGCUCAGCCACUGUGACAGCAGGAGGCUGAACUAGAUGGGCCACUGGCCUGAUCUAGCAGACUUGUCCUAUGUUCUAAAAUUACUUGGCCAUUUAUUGUUGCAGUUUGGCGGGAUUAAGACUGUCAGGCAAUCUAAAAUGGGGUGGAUUGUUGUUGUUUUCUCUGUGUUAUGGGUUUCUGCUGGGGAAGGGAGAGCUGGCAAUCAUAGAUAAUGACGCAGAGAGAUAAGUUCCAGUGCAGGGCAAAGUUGGCAACAACUGCCGAGAAAUCACAGAGAGUGAGGAUAUUCGGUCCUGUCCAAAUUGUUCUGAAACUACAGACAAUGGAUCUGCUGCAACUUGGGUCAUCAGACAUCUGCAAUGACUACACUUAAUGUACCGUGGCCAGCCAACAAAACACAGAGCAUCAUCUGUGUUUGGAAGCCAUUGCCUGAGGAAACUCCACAAGCUUGACAGCUUGGUGGUGCUCUUUAUUCAAGGUGCCACGUGAACGUUGCCAUUCGGUAAACAUGCUUGCGGGUCCAAAAAGGGAUCCGUGGAAGAUGCUGCUGCUCCUGCUGCUUGCUGACAUUUUGGGAUCCAGAGCUGAGGCAGACUUAAGAAAGAAAGCUCAUGAUCUAAUGAAGCAAGUCCCGUUAAUCGAUGGACACAAUGACCUGCCCCUGAAGCUGAGAUGGUUCUACCGGAACAAGCUGAGCAAGACUGACUUGAGAACACUCAACAAAACAGACACAAACAUCCGGAAGCUCCAAACUGGCCAUGUUGGUGCUCAGUUUUGGUCAGUGUAUGUUCUCUGCAGUGCACAGAACAAAGAUGCUGUCCGCUUGACGUUGGAACAGAUCGAUGUUGUCAAGCGGAUGUGCAAAGACUAUGAAGAAUUUGAGCUGGUGACGUCUUCUCAAGGCAUUGCCAGCACUGACAGCAAAAAGAUAGCAUGCUUGAUUGGCAUCGAAGGGGGACACUCCAUUGACAGCAGCCUUGCGACCCUGAGGAUGUUUUAUGAGCUGGGUGUUCGGUACAUGACGCUGACCCAUAACUGCAACACUCCCUGGGCAGAAACCUCAGCAAAGCAAGAACAUGACUUUUAUCCCGGCACUGAGGGCCUGAGCACUUUCGGCAAAGAAGUGGUGAAGGAGAUGAAUCGACUGGGGAUGAUGGUGGACUUAUCUCACACGUCUGACGCAACAGCAAGGGAAGCUCUUAGUAUCUCCAAAGCACCGGUCAUUUUCAGCCAUUCAUCCGCCUUCUCAAUCUGCAACCAUCCAAGAAAUGUUCCAGAUGAUAUCCUGCAGGAUCUGAAAAGGAAUCGUGGGAUUGUGAUGGUGACGUUCCCUACCAAAUUCUUGGCCUGUGGUAGCCAAGCGGUGAGCAUUUCAACUGUUGCAGAUCACUUUGACCACAUAAAGAAAAUUGCAGGUUCACAUUCAAUAGGAAUUGGCGGUGACUAUGAUGGAUUAGUUCGAUUCCCUGCAGGACUAGAAGAUGUCUCUAAAUAUCCAGCCUUGAUCGAGGAGCUGUUGAGGAGAGGCUGGAGUGAGGAAGAGCUGAAGGGUGUUUUGAGAGAGAACUUCCUUCGUGUUUUCCGGGAGGUGGAAAAAGUGCGUAAUGAGAGCUUGUCAGAGGGCGUGAGCGAAGUGGAAAUUCCUCCUGAAAAAGUCGACCAUUCCUGUCGCACAAAACUAAAGCCCCCAUCUAAGACAGCGACCAAUUCCCGUGGACUGCACUGGGGAGGGCAGCAGCCGUACAGCCUCAUACUCACAAUUGCGGUGUAUGCAAUGCUAAAUUGAGAUCAUCAUCUCAGGCAGUGGUGCAACAACUCUGCAUGCCUGGCUGGAAGAUACAAUGUGAAGUGUGACGCAUGUAGAUGCUGCUGUGGGGGGCCCCCACUGUGCCUUCUUCAUUUCCGUGAAUGAAGAGUAGAGGCUGUCUCUGGACACGAAGGGCAGUCAGGUGAAAUACAAGGACAAGACUCCUUUGCCUUAAAUACUCGUGCCAAAUACCAGGUUUCAGCAAAUGCCACCUCCAAAUGCAGCAGGUGUUAAGUUUGGGGCAGGGAACCAGAUGCUGUGGGACGCCAGCUCCCAUCCUCACUGACCCUUGCCUGCAUUGGCUGGGGCUGAUGGGAGCUGAGAGCCCCACAUCACCUGGAGGGUCACUGCUAGCAAUGUGGGAGACAUUCAGUGCAGUUCAUGUUUAUAGGCAAACCAGCCUAACGCACUUUCCAAAACAAUAUGCAAUUCAAAACACAGGCAUCCUUAACUAUCCAUAAUUUUGCACUAAACCACUGUUAGAUUUUCACAAGGACUUUAUUUUUCUUUUCAGAUAAAACCACAAACUGGUUUAGAAAUAUGGAGAACUGAAGAGUGGAGGGAUGAGAAACUUGGGGCAGAUUGACCACACCAUAUACAUCUAGAGCACACCCCGUAUACAUUUAAAGCACAUGGCUUCCCCCAAAUACACCUGGGGACUAUAGUUUAUUAAAUGUAGUUUUCUGAGAGGAAAUGACAAUUCCCAGGGUUCUUUGGGGAAAGCCAUGCACUUUAAAUGUAUGUGGUUGCCUGUUUGAUAGCCAUACCGCAGGGUUGCCAUACAUCUGGAAUUUCCUGGACAUAGCCAGCAAUCGGCCCUUGGAAACAGUGUCUGGGCAGAAAUUGCUUAAAUGUCCGGGAAAAUCUGGACGUAUGGCAAGCUCAACAACUUCUGUUCAGAUUUUCACUUUUUGAAAUAUGGCAACGCUACCAUACCGAAAUAUAGGAAUUCCUUCCAUAUGGAGGUUUGUCCAUCCCUACAUUGAUGACUUUUCACCGCUAUUUCAGGGCUUUCCUCUUCUGACAGGCUUUUGACCUCUGAGAUUAAUUAUCUCUCUCUUUCUCUUUCUAGUGGUAUGCUGUUUUUUGUUUUGUUCUGUUUUUUUUACUUUUAGCUUGUUUUCUUAGCUGUUUGCUGUCUCAAGCAUGCUGAGUGAAAAGAAAUGAUGUUGUUUAUUAAAGGCAGUAAAUCGUUAAAUAAAUCCAAAACCAGAUCAAUAUCCAGCAGUUUCAGAUUCAGCAAUUUAAGAGGAUCACCAAAACAAAUGAGGGACAGCUGCUGAGGGAGAGGAGAGUUAGAUUCAUGGAUCCUAUAACAUGCUGAAAAAUUGUUGGAAAAUAUCACAUGCGAUGUAAUAGUUGUGAAGAGUUUUGCUGUACAAUAUAUAUAUUUAAAAUCAGUAUAAUGAGCAAUUCUGUGACUGCUUGCUGUUGGAUUCGCUAGAGCAGUUUGAAAGCUAAAGCCCCAGUCAAUUAUUAUGAUUAACUUCAGUUGAAUCAGAACCUUUGGUUCCAGGACCUCUGACCCUCCAGGGGUUGCUGGACUACAGAUCCCAUUAUCUUUGUCCAUUGGCCAUGUUGGCUGGGGCUGAUGGGAGCUGGAGUCCAACAUCAUCUGGAAGGAUGAUCAUUCCCCACCCCAGUUAGUCUCAUGGACAAAACUUGGCACUUUCACAUUUUCUUCUGCAAGUUCCAAACAUCUCAGAUGCCUACUCCACAGUAACUCAGAGCAGGGCUUUCAGUGUGGCUGCCCCUGUUCUGUGAAAUAGCAUUCCUGUCAAAAUAUGACAGGAGCCUACCUUCUUCACGUUCUGGAAACAGAAAGAUAUUUUUCUUCUAACAGGCUUUUUCCCAACUGCAUAAAUGGAUCUUUACCAUUAGUGACUGUUUCGAAGGGUUUUCGUUAUGUUUUAAACCAGGCAUCCCCAAACUGCGGCCCUCCAGAUGUUUUGGCCUACAACUCCCAUGAUCCCUAGCUAACAGGACCAGUGGUCAGGGAAGAUGGGAAUUGUAGUCCAAAACAUCUGGAGGGCCGAAGUUUGGGGAUGCCUGUUUUAAACAUAUGUUUUUGUGUUUUCAAAUGCUGUGAUGAUUGUAUAGAAGGCAAUAAAUAAAUUAAUAAUAAUUAUUUAUUUUUGUUAUUAAAAACAACCACGUGCAUGUUGGUAUGAAACACAGGGCUUAACUUCUCUGUACCACAUUGCUUUUUUUAAUAAAAAAAACACUUGGCUGAAAAUUUUAGAAAGGCAGUAACAUGUAAACGAUCAAAUGUCUGACUUGGGUCCAGUAGUUUUGUUUUAAUUUAAGGGUGGGGAAGCUCUGGCCAAGAGCCGAAUCUGUCCAGCCCUUUUCCCCAGGCUUCAAACCACACUGGUCCUGCUGUGUCUCCUCUUAAGUAACCUGACCUCACUGGCGGAUGGUUCCACUCAGGUUCUUGAGUGACGACUGUGAGUACCACCCCCUCUGGUUACUUCUACGUGACACACACACACACACCCAAAAAAGAUACAGAGGAGACAAGGUGUGCACACCCACGUUUCUGAGGGAAUAGUAUGAAAAAGUUGGAUCUGUUAAUCUAAGCCACAAAGAGCUGAAACAGCAGUUCCUAAGGACUUAAAGAGAUUCCUGUUGUUUGGUGUCCAAACAACUCGCUCAUCCAUCAUAGGUCUGACUUCACUCACUGGUUAACAUCUCUAAGGGGCGGGAGCAGCCAAGGUGGGUCAUCUCACAGGUAUGACUUAGAGGGGUACCUGCCAUAGCUGCCAAGUUAUCCCUUUUUUUAAGGGAUUUUCCCUUAUGCUGAAUAGGCUUCCUCGCGAGAAAAGGGAAAACUUGGCAGCUAUGGUACCUGCACAAUUUGCUGCUUAACUUUCUUUCUAGGAGGACUAGAUACUUCUUUUAAAAACAACAACAAACAAACAGAAAGCUUUAAGUCUGUGGAUCCUUGCAGCCAUGUGCAAUUGCCCCAAGCGCACCUGUAUAAUCUGAUCAUGAACAAAUUUCAGACACACUCGGGAAAGACCAGGAAAUAGGUUAGACUUGGUUGGCAGGAACAGAAGUGGCAAAUAUUGCCCACCAUCUGGAAUAUUUUAAGGGACAGAGGGAGGAAGUGUGCCAGCCAGACCAGUACACUUAGCUGCCCAAAGCGAAUCUCAGGUGACAAUCUCCCCUUUCAGAGAAAGGAAGCCCAGCUCAUCAUUGGAGCAACAGAAGAAUGUGAGCUUGGCUUUGAAGUCUGCCUUGACCCUCAUUUGUUGGGCUGCAGAGCCCUCUUGUGUCUUUAUGCAGUCCCUGCAAGCGCCUCACUCUCUUCCCCCCCCCCAAUUUCACCCAACCCCUUUUUUUGUUUUAGAGGCUUUUUAGUUUAGUGUAGGCCAGAGGUUCAGCACCAGUCAGAUACCUCCAGGGGGACACUAGCCAUCUGUAGAAGAAGGGAAAUGCCGAAUCAGAUACCUUUUUUUUAAUAUGAAAAACAAAUAAUGGGUAAAAAAAAAGAGUACAGAAGUUGAGUAAGGGCAUGAAAGGAAGACUUGCUUCCACCCUGGCCUGAGUGAGCCCCAGCUUCCCAGCCCCAAUCUCUUGCCCCUGAGGACCUAAGUGGACCCUGCGGCCUAGCAGGCAGAGGUCAAAGGACAACACCAAGAUCGAGGGCAGGAAGUGCCUCCUGAAUAACCCUGGCACCGGAGAGGCACAUAUCAUGAUUUGCCUUCCAAGUAUCAAACAUGAUAGCUUCUGUGAGGCUCUCUUAUGGGUUGCUUUGAGAGCCUCUUGCAGCUAUCAAGUGGGAUGUAAGAAUCCCAAAGAAAGAAAUACAGGUGAGCUGCUAACGUUUAGUUUGGGGAGCCUUGAUGCGUAUGCCAUCAGUGACUUGAUGCUGCUGGCAGUCCUGAUCUGUUGCAGCUUCACUAUUGCUGCCUGCGUAACACCUCAAACCCACAGGAGGAUACAACACCUCAGAAUCAGGGGGGCUGGCCUUGACCAAAGAGGCAGACCACUGCCCUCUACCAGGGAGUGCCACUAACUGUGUGUGUGAGAGAGUCCUUGCUUUCUGUCCUCGUCUGUCUUGCCAGGUGAUGCAGACCCAAAUCUAAGGUCUGCAUCACAGGGUCCCCUCUGACUACUCUGUCAGGGGGACCUUUGCAGUGCUGACCUCUUGUCUGUCACCAGAAAUGUGGGGUGCUGCUAUUCCCUGUAUUCCCAAGAGAGGAAGGGCCCAAAGGGUGGGUGGUUCUCCUGGCAAAACACCUGCCAGGUGGUGGCUUCUUCCUGCAUGGAUCUCUUUAGAGGAAACAAACCCUGAGCAACACACUGUAUCCGUUGUGUGUGUGAAGCCCCUUUCAUUGCUAUGACAUUCACACACACGCCAAAGAAGAAAAAGGAGUCAUGUGCAGCAUGUAAAGGCAUCCCCAGUAUCAUUUUUUAUAUACCCUGGCCCUCUAUAGAGAGCUGGAAGGCCCAUAACAGUGCAUAUAUGAAAAUUCUGAAUAUAAACUGAAGUCAUCUUGUUAACUGUGCAAUAAAGCCACUGGCGCUGCAAUGUGACUUGCCCCAAAGCUAAUUGAAACAGACAAUAAGGAAAAUGUGGGAGAACAAUUGCUUACCGUGACACCAUACAGCCUCAGCAAAGGAGAAUGCGUGCUCAGUAAAUAACCAACAUCAUUGGGCUACAAACUUUGUGCAAGCAAAUGAAUUAUCAAUAAACAGAUUGUUUAGAACUAGAAGUAACACAUGCACACACAUCCCACUGCCAAAUCCCUUUUUCCUAACAUACACCCAAAUUCUGUGCUUUCCACAGCUGCCGACUGGUUAAGCAUGAGGUGCAACACUUUGGAAAUAUUGCUCCACAUCUGAGGCCAGAGCUUUACAUGGGUGCUCUGGGAUUGGCCCUUGACGUCAGCUGACUAGAGAUUCUGACAGGCUGGCAUCACAGCCUAGCUGGUGCCCUUGAAGCCCAAAGCUGAGGCUUGCCAGAGAAACAGAGCAAUCCAUCUUUGGUUAUUGUAGAGGCUGGCUUUCUCCCCAGGGGCUACCAAAUGGUCCAGAUUUUGCUAAUCUCAAGUAGCUGGAUACUUGUGCAGAGCUCCACACAAGUGCAAGCAACAGGGCAAACACUUCUGAAAGCCAAGAGGUUUUGUUUCAUAAGAGCUAAUAACAGGAGAGCCAUUUUGCUCCUGUGCAAACUUUGCCACCAGUCUUUUGCAUCUGGAAAUAGAGGGUGGAGCCAGGUGGCUUUUGUGUUGCUGUCGUCUGUGGAAUUGAAUCUCUUAUUUUGGAAAGUGUUUGUCCUUUUGCUUAGAUUAUCUGGAGCUCAACAGUGUCUUCAGCUUCUGGAAUGUAAAUUACUUUAUGUUUUCACAUAAAGGUUCAUUAAACCAUGGCUUAGUGUGAUGUAUUAAUCUCAACUAGUAGUUUAACAAUGGUUUGUUUACUGACAACAAAACACAUCCUAAAACCCUGGUUUGCUGUUGACUUACAAACCUUGGUUUGUUUUAGAAAUACAGUAAACAAAUGGUAGUUCAGUUGGUAGACCCAGGUGGCGCUGUGGGUUAAACCACAGAGUCUAGGGCUUGCUGAUCAGAAGGUCGGCGGUUCGAAUCCCUCCAAUGGGGUAAGCUCCUGUUGCUCGGCCCCAGCUCUUGCCCACCUAGCAGUUCGAAAGCACAUCAAAGUGCAAGUAGAUAAAUAGGGACCGCUCCGGCGGGAAGGUAAACGCCGUUUCCGUGCACUGCUCUGGUUCACCAGAAGCAGCUUUGUCAUGCUGGCCACAUGACCCGGAAGCUGUCUGCGGACAAACGCUGGCUCCCUCGGCCUAUAGAGCGAGAUGAGCGCCGCAACCCCAGAGUCGGACACGACUGGACCUGAUGGUCAGGAGCCCCUUUACCUAGUUCAGUUGGUUAAAGCAUAGUGCUGAUAAUGCCAAUGUUGCAUAUUUCUGCAGGGGUUUGACUAGAUGAUCCUCAGGGUCCUUUCCAACUAUAUGAGUCUGUGAAUCAAUCAAUGGCAAUUUCUCAUUUUUCCAGUCUUAAAUUCCAUUUUCCACAUCAGUUUGUGAUAUUUCUUUUAAAAGUCCUAAUGAAAAUUAUUCAUCAGUUUAGUAUGAAUUUCUCCUAAUAUACAUGUGAUAUAGGCAAAAAUCUGCCCUUAUUCCCUAUGCAAUUUUGCCUCACAUAGGUUAGGCAGAGGGGGCAGGAGGAUAAUCCAGGACCAGUGAUUUAUAGGGUUCUGUGCCACCUGUGGGGCAGGAGGAAAAGGAAGAAGUCGGGCAGUCAAAGAUGGGAGCAGAGGAAGCAGGGGAAGAGUUGCAGGAAGGCACAGAAGUAGAAGAGAUGCUCCCAGAGAUAGUUGGGCCAUUAGAAUCUCCUCAGUCCCCUCUCCCGCUGUCUCCAAGAUGAAGAUUGGCUUAAAGCAACAGGAGCAGCUACGCAGAAGAAGUUGCCAGCUGCUUGCACACACUAGGUUUAAAUGUGCUGAUGGAGGCGUGGUCACACUGUUGCUCUGGCUCAGAGCACAAGUCUGAAGGAGAUGCCUAGCUAGCUACCGUACUUAGCAGGAAUGGUGCAUGUGACUCUUGCACCACAGGUACUGAUGUAAUUGCAUGCUUUGGCAAUAAAGAACUAGACUUACAAUUGCAUGUCCUCAUCGGGUGCUGGGUGUGCUCAGGACAUAUACCCAUUUCGCAAGUCAGUUUUACCUAAUAUAAUCCAUUUAUGUAUGUUAUUUUCACUAAUGGGCUGUUUUAAAUGGUUUUUAAUGUUGUUUUGAUGUUGCAACCCACCCUGGGACAUUACAGUGGAAAGCAGGUAAUAAAACAACAACAACAUGACACACAUUUUACACACACUUUAAUAUACCAUAUGCAUUAUGGUACAAAUUACUUGCUUGGAUAACUGGAUUGCAAAAUUUUGAGAGGUGUGAACUUUGAAGGAUGGCUGUGUUUCCAUCUGUGUAUUGUUUUAGAAAGUGCAAAUUAAGUAGAUUCACCUUUAAAUGUGAAGUGAAAUUCCUAAUUUGUUUAAACUAUAGCUUUGCAUUGUGCAUGAACCCAGCACCUUUUCCUAACCACAGUUUCUUUAGGAACCUCACUGUAGAUGCUCACCAAACUACAAAGUCAUAAGGCAAGAGCAACUGGAAGACAAGACAAGCUUUGGUUUGUUUGGACAUUUGUGGGACAACUUGUGUUGUGGUUUGCUAAAUAACAUGUGGCUUAAAUAAACCAUGGUUUAGUGUUAUGUGUGAACCAGCCCACUGUCAAAUCAUUAAAGCAAUACUGCCUGGCAAUGUCUACCCACAGCCUCCGGCAGGGAAGCAUCUUCCGAACUAUCUUCUGGCAGUUCCAAGUUCAAUCCCUGGCAUCUCCAGGCAGAGCUAGGAGAGUCCUCUGCCUGAAACCAUGGAGAGGUGUUAAAUGGUCUGACUCAGUAUCAGGCAGCUUCCUAUGAUUCCUAAAACAAUAGCUCUACCACUGAGCUAUUGUCCCUCCCCAAAGGAGAGUGAUUUAACUAAUAUGACAUGGAAAAACAAACACUGCUUCUUGUCCAUCUCCGCUCGCCCUUUGAAAGAAGCAAUCGAAUAAACAAUCUAAACAAACUUCUGAAAGUUUCCUCUUGAGAAUGCACCAGCGCACUGCUCAGCCUUAACCAAGAUUGCUUUAUAUCAGUGAAUCAGACUAGGCUUAUCCUGACUGCCUACCACUUCAAAGCAUGCAGCACCAAUUGCAUUUUAGGCUUUAGAGUUUAAUCCUACACACCCUGGGCUCCAGGAAAAUAAAGCAAAACUCUUGUUUGCUUGUAAUGGAAGCGAUAGCAGUGCCAUUGUCCUUCAUUAUAAAUGAAAAAGCAGGAUGAUGUGCUCUCUAGAGCAGUGGUUCCCAACAGGUGGUCCGGGGACCCCCAGGGGUCCGCGAGCUAUGCCAGAGGGGUCCGCAAGAUGCUAUUAGAAUAAAAAAUAUCUUAAAUAUAUUUCGUAUGAUAACAGAUUUUUUGUUUUGGCCGCUUCCUGCAUGAGCAGAGUCUAGCGCAAAACUAGAAUUAGAUGAGGCAGUACUUCUGCUGUAUGCCGUUAGGUGGCGCUUUACAAACACUACUGUUUUACAAAGAGGCAGCGCGCGCAUUCUACUAACGCUCACCUCCCCAAGAUGCUUUGCGCGCGUCGGCUUCAUUUGUGCGCUACUGCGCAGGUACCCUGUCUUCUCCAUUCCCCUCCCUCCUCCCUGGACUCUUAUAAAAAGACUCUUAAUUUGGCUCUCACUUUUUAAUUUUAGGAUUAGGAAUUAAUGGGGGUCCUUGUCACAAUAGCGGCUCGAUGAGGGGUCCUCGAGAAAAUUUUGUUGGGAACCCCUGCUCUAGAGCAUGGAGGGAGUGGGGGAGACACCACUGGGAAAAGUGGAGGGGGGAUUCUGCAUUCCUUUCAUAUCACUUGUUAUCUAAGCAUUUAUUCUGAUUUAUUUGCAAGGGAGGUUAAGCAAUAUUGUGUCAAGCUACUUUUAUACUUUGCAAGUGAUUUUCUUGGUCACCUUCCUUACCACCACCACCCCCCAAAAAAACUUUUAAAAAGUGAGUUGUUUGUUGGGA